UCAGACAGGCGGCGUGUUGUGCUUGACUAUCUCCCAGCCAGUCCCACCUCCGACUUGUUGUACUGCAGCCGUUCUCCUUUCUCCUGUCCCACUGUAAACAUGGGAACGACUUGUCGGUCUUGUUGGGGGAAAAGGAUGCUUCAAGAAGUAAAGAGAACAAAAUCCAGUUUCAUACAUCGUCUCGUGUGAACACAAAUAGGCAAGGUGCUUGGGCGAAGCGAUGCCCAGUACUGUGAUGUGCAGGGCCAGCAGAGUGGAGAUGUUGUCAAGCGAGGAGGGAAACAGGCCAGCACUGACGGGAGAAACUCAAAGCAGAAGGGAAGGUCAUCAGCGAUGGAGUUGAAGAAGCUGCUGAACGAAGAGGAAGAAAUCUACAAGAAAUAACCAGAGAUGAGGAUUUCAUGGAUAGAGACCUUUGGAGAAGAUUCGUAGAGGCCGGACACUGACAGGCAUUGCCUACCUUGCGUCUGGACAGACAACCCGUGAUUAAAAGAUGCCUGAGGACUCCUUAAAACUGGUCGUGAUGAGAAGGCCUUUCAGAACACCGGACAGGGACACGUUUGCAAGACGCACCUUAACGAAGAUGCCUCACUGAUUGGCGCCAUUCAGCCACUGACUGCAGUGAUGGUGGUGGUGGUGGUGGUGGUGGUGAUGGUUGGGUCUGUUUCCACGUGGCCCAUCGCAGCCCCGGACAAAGAUGGAGUGACAGCAUCUGAAGUUGUCUUUCUGAAUGAGUGUGGCGCCUCCGUGACGAAAACCCUGAACCCCACGGAACCUCUGCAAGUACUGUUCAAUGUGUCCAGUUCGCUGCCAGCAGAAUGCCACAUCUCACUCCGCGUGUCAGUGAAGGACAGAGGCCUCGCCAAAUAUGGUCUUCGUGUAUUUGGUCAUCUCCAAGUCAGCAACGACGACUGCUACUCCUCCUCACUUCUUGUGCAUGAUAAUGAUGACGACACUGACCAAGCCGCCGUCUCCAAGACGUUCUGUAACACUGGCCCCAUUGAGUUCCGGACAGUGGAGGACGUGAUCUUGUUCAGCUACGCUCAGAGGGAGGGUGGCGGGGCGUGGCAGGGCGCGGCCAUCACCGUGGUACCCGAGCUAGUGUGUGGCGGAGUGCUCACCAAGGACACCACCAUUGUCAUAAACCACUACGACUUCAGAGCGCCAUAUGUGUGCAACUGGGAACUCCUGCCAGGUGAGGGACAGAUGACCAGACUCUCCUUCGAAGAAUUCAGUCUCACAGUUCGUAAGAAGAAGAAAUGCACUUCCGAGUGUCUCUUAUUCAUCCCAGGAAAGGACAUGACGCAUUACUGUGGCACGGAGCUACUGGGGAAAAACCGAAUAUCUACCAGGGAAGGAGUUGAUGUCUCUUCGUGUGACUCGCGGAGCAACCCAAUUCAAAUGCAGGGUGGAAUUCGUCCCAGAGACAAGAAAUGUGGCCCAUCUUCCCCGUGGCGUCCCACUAAUAACCCUCACGUAACUACAAGUACAACUGCUGCUGCUGCCACUACUGCUAUUUCUACUGCUGCCACUACAGAAGAAUUAACACCAUUAUGCACAACGUUGAUGGAGAUGGUGUGGCACAGUUACAUUAUGCGUGAAAGUGGAGUGUUACAUACAGUUGAGUCAUAUGUAGGUGGAAUUAAAAUACGCGUUACAUCUUCGUUUGUAUACUCAGGAAAUCAUUAAAAUCAAUAGGCAUCUCUGUUUUCUUCUUUCUUUAUUUAUUUAUUUUUAUUUAUUUUUUUCUAUAGCAGAGUGUGUUAAUUUCUUAAGAUUAAUUGGCUUAAUUAACUGUGGGCGCCGUAAUAAAGAGGUCACGUGGCGUGAUACAAUCUGCAUGGCACUGUCAAAAAUAUCGUGAAAAGUAAAAUAUCGUGGAAAAUAAAUCGGUGCACUUUGAAAAUUCAUUUGCAUCCCGA
Scylla paramamosain (green mud crab) is the source of this 1922-nucleotide messenger RNA. RefSeq lists its product as uncharacterized. NCBI's taxonomy places the organism in Eukaryota, Metazoa, Arthropoda, Malacostraca, Decapoda, Portunidae. The record is from RefSeq and is a predicted model, not a curated record. The transcript has 9 exons. The coding region runs from base 625 to 1689 and encodes 354 amino acids.